AUAUAGUGUUGGGCAUUGGGUAGUAAUUUUCAUAUAUAAAGUAGUGGUGGUUAUACAUAGUUAUUAGUUAUUGAGAAGUAGUAGUAGUAGUGUAUGUAGUGGGGGUGUGAUAUAAUUAUAUAUAUAUAAGUGAAAAUUAAUUAAGAAAUUAAGGAGAAAGAAAGGAAAAUCAGUGAUAUGGUGGUUAAUAUUAUGGAGAAGAAGAAGAAAAUAAGAGAUUUGGGUCAUCUGUAUGUGACGAUAUUCCUCUACUUCUUUGCAAAUAUGGCUAUGGUUACAGCCAUUACAGAUGUCACCAUGUCAGCCGUUUGCCCUGGUCAAGAUGAGUGUUCUUUUGCUAUUUACCUUACUGCCAUUCAACAAGCGAUGAUAGGGGUGGGAAUGAUGGUGAUGACACCUUUGAUAGGGAACUUGUCAGACAAGUAUGGCAGAAAAUCUCUACUCACACUUCCAUUGACGCUCAACAUUAUUCCACUUGUGAUUUUGGCGUAUAGCCGAUCCACUUAUUUCUUUUAUGCAUACUAUGCGAUCAGAACUCUAACUGCCAUGGUUUGUGAUGGCAGCACAGUGUGUUUGGCUCUUGCAUAUGUGGCAGAUAAUGUUUCGGAGGAAAGAAGAACGACAGCAUUUGGAAUUCUAUCUGGUGUGACUUCAGCUACUUAUGUUUGUGGAACAUUAGCAGCUCGUUUUCUCUCCACUUCUUUAACUUUUCAGGUAGCUGCAGCAGCAUCUAUGUUUGCAACAAUAUACAUGAGAAUUUUCCUCAAGGAAAGUUUGCCUAAUGAGGAAGGUUUGUUGCAGCCUAUUUUAAAAGAUCAACAUGAUACCGAAAAGAAUAUUAAAUCAUCGAUAAGAACUCGGGUUUUUAAGAACCUUCCAAGUAUUGAAGAUCUAUUGUGCUUGCUAAGGAAUAGUAAGACAUUUUCCCAAGCAGUAAUCGUUUUCUUCUUCCUUAGUCUUGCUGAUGGUGGAAUUCUAUCUUCAAUAUUGUAUUUCUUAAAGGCUCGUUUUCAGUACAGCACAAAUCAGUAUGCUGAUAUAAUCCUAUUAAAUGGGGUUGCAGGAGCCAUUUCUCAGCUACUUUUUAUGCCCAUGAUUACACCAAUUAUUGGAGAGGAAAAGUUGCUUUCUAUAGGACUCUUAAUGGGGUGUAUAAAUACAAUUAUUUACAGCUUAGCAUGGUCAGCAUGGGUCCCUUAUGUCAUCUCAGUGUUAUCAGUUUUUUCUGUUGUUGCAAACCCAACAGUACGCAGCAUUGCAUCCAAACAAGUUGGCCCUGGAGAACAGGGAAAGGCUCAAGGAUGCAUUUCAGGGAUAAGCUCUUUUGCCAAUAUCAUUUCUCCAUUGAUUUUUAGUCCUUUGACAGCUUUAUUCUUAUCCGAAAGAGCACCAUUUCAUUUCCCUGGUUUCAGCAUUAUGUGCAUUGGCCUUAGCUUGAUGAUUGCCUUCAUUCAAAGUACUAUGAUCAAACCUGUUCCUCAAAUAUCAAAUCAGAUAAUAGUGGCAUAGAAGAUUAGUAAUUAGAUCAUGGAUUCUUUGUUGGUCAUAAUUCUCUGGCUAAUGAAAUUGAUUAAGAAGAAGAAAGUGUUGGCCACUUCAAUGACCUCCAACUGCAUUAUAUAUAUUAUUUAUGUAUACACAUGUUUUGAACAAUGUUAGAGCAAUGGCAUUUAAGUCUGGAGAUAUAAAUGUAUAUAUUCUAUCACUAGUUAGUGACUAGACAUUGCUCUGUAAUAUGUUCUUCGUAUUAAUACACAAUAUUGAUUUCAAAA
Cannabis sativa is the source of this 1772-nucleotide messenger RNA. RefSeq lists its product as uncharacterized. The transcript is spliced from 14 exons. The record is from RefSeq and is a predicted model, not a curated record. Gene Ontology annotation, molecular function: transmembrane transporter activity. Bases 178 to 1509 code for a protein of 443 amino acids. NCBI's taxonomy places the organism in Eukaryota, Viridiplantae, Streptophyta, Magnoliopsida, Rosales, Cannabaceae. Gene Ontology annotation, biological process: transmembrane transport.